Molecule: messenger RNA, 1770 nt
Organism: Acipenser ruthenus (sterlet)
Lineage: Eukaryota; Metazoa; Chordata; Actinopteri; Acipenseriformes; Acipenseridae
Product: cholesterol 7-desaturase nvd
Exons: 7
Coding region: 9-1358 (449 amino acids)
Biological process (GO): cholesterol metabolic process; chlorophyll biosynthetic process
Cellular component (GO): chloroplast
Molecular function (GO): chlorophyllide a oxygenase activity; 2 iron, 2 sulfur cluster binding
Source: RefSeq, a predicted model, not a curated record
GAGCUGCGAUGGAGCGCCCCAACAUCUCAUCGCUUCUUAAAACCAGCGCGGUGUUGCUCGUCAGCCUAAUCGCAGGCUUGCUUCUGACGGGCCGUCACUUCGCAGACUUUGUCCCGGUAGACGGAGCAGCCCUCUCCCGACCCGCUCUGUGCGUCCUGUCCGCUCUGCUUCUGUUUGCCUUGGUUUGGCUCUACAGACUGUUCUGUGUCCCGAUGGAGCUGCUCCGGGGCGCUGAUGACGCCGGCUACAUCACCCAAACGGGUCGGACCCGAGCCCAAGUUGCCAAUGAGGUGCGGCGGCGGAGGAAGACCGGGGACCUGCCGCCUGUGUAUCCGAACGGCUGGUACCGAGUGCUGGACUCGCACAUGCUGGCCCGCGGCGAGGUGAAGAACGUCACGAUGCUGGGGGAGCAGGUGGCAGUGUUCCGUGGCGAGGACGGACAGGCUCACGUGGUCGACGCCUACUGCCCUCACCUGGGGGCCAACCUGGCGGUGGGGGGGCGUGUGGUGGGGGGGUGCAUCGAGUGCCCCUUCCACGGCUGGCAGUUCCGCGGGGAGGAUGGCAAGUGCGUGCGCAUCCCCUACGCUGAGAGAGUGCCGGAGUUUGCACAGAUCAAGCCGUGGCCGAGCUGUGAGCUCAACGGGAUGGUGUUGGUGUGGUACCACUGCGAUGGCAUGGACCCCACGUGGCAGAUCCCAGAGCAGGAGGAGAUCACUCUGAAAAAGUGGAUCUACCGAGGGAGGACCGAACACUUCAUCAACUCUCACAUCCAGGAGAUCCCGGAGAACGCUGCAGACAUUGCACACCUGUCUCACCUGCACACUCCGAGCAUCCUGAGCGGAGUCGACCUGCGAUACACCAACAGCAAGGUCUGGGACUUCGUCCGCCACCAUUGGGAGGUGGCGUGGAGUCCAGAGCCGGAGCCCCACAAGCACUGCUCUCGGAUGCUGGUGAAACACGGGCUCACCAUCUUCAGGAGGCGCUUCCCUCUGCUGGACAUGGACGUCGUCGCCAGACAGGUUGGCCCAGGCGUGGUGUUCAUGACCUUUGACCUUUCCUUCCUGGGUCGCGGGCUUAUCGUGCAAUGUGUGACCCCCGUGGAGCCCCUGCUACAGUGUGUGUCUCACAGCAUCUUCUACCAGGCAAACGUCCCUGCCAUCGUGCCCAAGUUCAUCCUGCGAGCAGAGUGCAUACAGUUCGAGCGGGAUCUGAUGAUCUGGAACUAUAAGAAGUACGUGUCCAAGCCGCUGCUGGUGAAGGAGGACUCUGCCAUUCAGAGACACCGCCGCUGGUUCAGUCAGUUCUACAGUGAGAACAGCCCUCGCCUGAGCUUCCAGCAGGACCAGCUCGACUGGUGAGGCCCCGGCAUGCCAGAGAGAGGCACACGCACUGGAACAUGCUGAGGCAUUGCUGGGAGUGUGGGCGCUGUAAGCGAGGGCGCAGUGAAAGGGUUAGGGGUGAAGCAGCGGCUUCUCCGGGUACCGCCUGCAUUCGUCUCCAAUGUUCCUCCACUGCUGCUCUUUUUGCCACUGUGAUUGUGCAUUAGGGAUGUUGCAUUGUGUUAUGGUGAGGAUUAUUUUGGUGUGCGAGUCUGUAUAUAUUAACAAUAAUCCAAUGAGGUUAAUACAGUCGACAUAGUUUGUCUGAAAUCAUCUGGACAAUGUUGUUUUAAAAAAAAUGUUUUCAGAAUAUUUUUGUAACUAUAAGUUGUUAAAAAUAAUGUUGUAUUUUAAAAUACAGACUCUAAAAUAAAUAUAACUACAAUUAUUU